AUGGCCACCGCAACCACGCCGGAUCUGACGGCAAAGAAGGUCAAUGUGCUUGUAUACUCUGGAAAUGGAACCACAGUGGACUCGGUCCGCCACUGCCUCUACACCCUGCGUCGUUUGCUCUCGCAUCGGUAUGCUGUGAUCCCAGUCACGGAGGAUAUGCUGGUCAAGGAGCCAUGGACAGCAAACUGCGCGUUGCUGGUUAUUCCCGGAGGUGCAGAUUUGGGGUACUGUCGCUCGCUCAACGGUGAAGGGAACCGGAAGAUCGAGCGGUUUGUACGCAGGGGAGGCGCCUACCUGGGGUUCUGUGCAGGGGGAUACUACGGCUCCAAGCGGUGUGAGUUCGAGGUUGGCGACAAGACAAUGCAGGUGGUUGGCGACCGCGAGCUUCCCUUCUUCCCGGGGAUCUGCCGCGGCGGUGCUUUCCCGGGCUUCGUAUACCACAGUGAGGCGGGUGCCCGUGCCGCCGAGCUCAAGGUCUCCAAGGAGGUGCUGAACCAAGGAGCCGUGCCCGAUACGUUCCGGUCAUACUACAAUGGAGGCGGGGUCUUCGUGGACGCACAGCUGUAUGCCGACAAGGGAGUCGAAGUGCUGGCAAGUUACACCGAGGAGCUCAAUGUACACCCUGGCGAAGGUGCUGCGGCAGUCGUCUACUGCAAAGCCGGCGACGGUGCGGCCAUUCUCACAGGGCCUCAUCCGGAGUUCGCCGCAGCCAAUCUUGACAAGUCAGCGGGAGGACCCGAGUAUGCCCACUUAGUCGACGCGUUGGCGGCCGAUGAUAAGUCGCGGACAGACUUCCUCAAGGCCUGUCUAUCCAAGCUAGGCCUAGACGUUGCCCAGGAUACGACAACAGUACCUUCUCUAUCGUCGCUGCACCUAUCUUCGGCAGAUCCUGAGAGCACCUCACAGAUUCUUACUCGCCUUGAAGAGGUCAUCGUCAGGGAGGACGGGAAAGAGUACCUGAAGGAUGAGAAUGAUAAGUUCUGCAUCGAGAGGCCUGGUGUGUGGAAUCUGAAUGAAUUGGGCGAGUCCCUUCCUGCCCAGUCCAAAGAGCAGGAGACAGAGGCAGCGGUGGGGAAAAUCGUCGACUAUAAUGCCAUCCUCAAGCGAUUGGUGGUCCACGACGACACCCCGCCCUCCAAGAUGACACCGUAUUUCAACCACCAUGCUUUCUACUCCAACUUGAGCGAAUACCGUUCCCAGUCCAGGGAGGGCGCGUCGGAAUUUGGCUCUGAUAUCUUGUAUGCGGAGGUUAUCACGAGCACCAACACUAUUUUGGAAAAGAACCCCCAAUUCCUUCGACGCCUCCCUAAUGGCCUCACUGCAACGGCCACCGUCCAAGUGGCAGGGAGAGGGCGUGGUUCAAACGUCUGGGUAUCACCAGCGGGUGCUCUCAUUUUCUCCACAGUGAUCCGACACCCGAUCGAGAAGAUGCAAUCCGCUCCUGUCGUCUUUAUUCAGUAUUUAGCGGCUAUGGCCGUGGUCAAGGGUAUCAAGAGCUACGACAAGGGCUUUGAGAAAAUGCCCGUGAAACUCAAGUGGCCUAACGAUAUCUACGCUCUUGACCCCGAGAAACCCGAUACGAGCCAGUACAGCAAGAUGGGCGGCAUCCUGGUCAACUCGCACUACUCGUCAACAGAAUACAUCUCUGUCGUGGGUGUCGGGAUCAACGCAACCAAUGCCUCGCCGACAACGUCACUGAACGCCCUGCGCGAACGGUUUUUGCCUCGCAACGCAGCGCCGAUCACACUCGAAAAACUGCUGGCGCGCAUCCUGACCUCGUUCGAAGAGCUAUACACGCGCUUCCUGCGCACAGGCUUCGACAAGGAGUUCGAAGAGCUUUACUACGACGACUGGCUGCACAUGCACCAGGUCGUCACGCUGGAGGAACAGGGAUGCGCCAAAGCACGCAUCAAGGGCAUCACGCGCGACUACGGCCUUCUUCUCGCCGAGGAGCUGGGUUGGAAUGACCGGCCGACGGGGCGGAUCUGGCAGCUACAGAGCGACAGUAACAGUUUUGACUUCUUUCGUGGCUUGGUCAAACGGAAGGUUUAG
This is a messenger RNA of Penicilliopsis zonata CBS 506.65, 2052 nucleotides long. RefSeq lists its product as hypothetical. Bases 1 to 2052 code for a protein of 683 amino acids. The record is from RefSeq and is a predicted model, not a curated record. The transcript is spliced from 5 exons. Lineage: Eukaryota; Fungi; Ascomycota; Eurotiomycetes; Eurotiales; Aspergillaceae. Gene Ontology annotation, molecular function: biotin--[biotin carboxyl-carrier protein] ligase activity. Gene Ontology annotation, cellular component: cytoplasm. Gene Ontology annotation, biological process: protein modification process.